GCACAGGAGAAAAGGAGAGAGGUGGUUUGCAAGUUCUUUCCCAGGUGUUUACGAAUAUAGACGGAGAAGGAGAGAGGGGGGUCGGCAAGGGGAAGGAAGUAAGUCUGGAGGUGGUAGGUGGGGGGGGGGGGGGGGGGGGGGGGAGAGGGGGAGAGUUUGAGAAAGGUAGCGAGGGAGUUGGCUGUGGUUUGUCAAGCGGAAGACGGGCAAUAAGGCCAGCCAAAAUGAUUGAGAUUCCAUAUUUCACGGCGUUGACCACGUACUUCAGCUAUGCGCUGCUUUUCGUCCUCGGACAUAUCCGAGACACUUUCAGUUAUCUGUUGUUCCGCUCUCAAACGACAAAGGGAUACGCCCCUCUUUGUCGCGACUUUGAGGAUUUUUACACCCGGCGCUUCUACCGCCGCAUACAGGAUUGCUGGAAUCGGCCAAUUUGUAGUGCACCUGGUGCUUGGAUCGAUGUUGUUGAACGACAGAGCUUUGAUAACAACAAAACCUUGAAGCAGACGACAAAGGUUCAAAAAUGCCUAAAUCUGGGGUCCUACAACUACCUUGGGUUUGCUGCCCAAGAUGAAUUCUGCACAGGAAGGGUGAUUGCAUCAUUGGAGCGCUUUGCAGGAAGCACCUGCAGUGGAUGCUUGGAUGCAGGAAUGACCACUGAACAUGAGGAGCUUGAGAAUCUUGUCGCGACGUACUUGGGCAAGGAGGCGGCUAUGGUGUAUGGGAUGGGUUUUGCAACUAACUCCAGCACAAUUCCAGCACUUGUCGGCAAGGGUUGUCUUGUAAUCAGUGAUUCUUUGAAUCACUCUUCGAUAGUGGCUGGCGUCCGUGGGUCUGGUGCCAAAGUGAAGGUCUUCAAACACAACAGUCCAGAGCAUCUGGAGCAGGUUCUGCGCAAGUCAAUUGCGGAGGGUCAACCCCGGACGCAUCGGCCAUGGAAGAAGGUGCUAAUUAUGGUGGAAGGCGUAUACAGCAUGGAAGGGGAGAUGGUACGGCUACCAGAAAUUGUGGCAAUCAAGAAGGCCUACAAGGCGUACUUAUAUCUUGAUGAAGCACACAGCAUUGGAGCUGUUGGUCCUACGGGAAGAGGUGUGUGCGAGUAUGCCGGUGUGGAUACUGCCGACAUUGACAUCAUGAUGGGAACAUUUACAAAGUCGUUUGGUUCCUGCGGUGGCUACAUAGCAGGAUCCAAGGAAUGACCACUGAACAUGAGGAGCUUGAGAAUCUUGUCGCGACGUACUUGGGCAAGGAGGCGGCUAUGGUGUAUGGGAUGGGUUUUGCAACUAACUC
Chara braunii is the source of this 1287-nucleotide messenger RNA. The record is from the annotation of a GenBank genome assembly. NCBI's taxonomy places the organism in Eukaryota, Viridiplantae, Streptophyta, Charophyceae, Charales, Characeae.